AUGGUACAUGGGUCUCCGACAGAUAACGGAGCCUGGAGAUGGGUUGUAGUUUUUGGUGCAUUCAUUUCGCACUUCAUAACUUGUGGCUUUGAGAAGGGAUAUUCGAUCAUUUAUGUCGAAAUCAUACGGGUAUACGGUACAAGUGCUGCGAUGGCAGCAAGUCUCGGAGGUUUCGCAUCAGCAGUUCGUUUACUAUUAGCUCCUUUGUCGGUUUCAUUGAGUAAUAUUUAUUCUGAACAGAAAGUAGUAAUGGCCGGUGGGAUACUAACGUUUCUGGGUCUGCUCAUAUCAGCAUUAAGUGACCAUUUCGCCCUUGUUUUCAUCGGAUAUGGAGUUAUAUUUGGUUUCGGAUUAACUCUUACAUUUACACCCUCACUAGUCAUAUGUACAUAUUACUUUCACGAACGUCGUGCUACCGCUCUCAGUCUUUCUCUAGCUGGAUGUGGCUUUGCCACAAUGAUUUUGCCGUAUUUUUUCUAUUACUUGAUUUCUCAAUAUGGACUCUCUGGAGCUCUGAUAAUGCUUUCUGCUUUCAGUUUGCAUUAUUGUGUUGCUGGUGCUUUAUACUUCAAAAAGAACUUCGUAAAAGAGACUGCUGAAUCCAAAUUUGACUCAGAGAAUGACAAACUGACUUUGCGCUCGCGAGUUUCCAGGUAUCUCUGCUUGCUAUUGAGGAUCAAAAUUGCAUCUGGAGUAUGGGUGAAACUGUUUUUAUUUUCAUUCAUCUUGAACAUGAUGGGCUCAGGCCCAGUCACAACCCUAUUAAUCGAUUAUUCGAAGCAGCUAGGGGUUAUCGGCGCUCAGUCAGUACAAUUACUUGCUAUUGAAGGUACAGUACAGUUGGUGAUGCGGAUAGCUCUGGGAUUCAUUUUCGAUUACCGUUUCAUAAAACCUCAUAGAGGUAUUAUAUGGACUGGAGGAAUAGCAUUUUCUUCUGUAAUAAUUAUCUUUAUUGCAUUUGCCUCUCAAUUGAAGUAUUUAUCCGCUCUUAUGUUUUUGCGAGGGUUAUUUUUGGCUCUUUAUAUCUCUCAGCAAGCUGUGGUUUUAUCGGAUUUAUGUGAAGGACAACCAGAAACAACGAGUCAAACAAUUGCUAUUGCACAAAUCUGCAAAGGAUUAGGAACGUUGAUUGGAUCUUACUUUUCUGGUCUAAUCAAAGAUUAUACUGAAGAUUAUCGUCCUGCCUUUAUUUUCCUUGGUAUAAUGCAAUUCAUUGGUUUUAUCACAGCGAUUACUUCUAUUAUGUGGGUGCGAACAAAUUUACGUAAAGAAAAAUGUUUACUUGCUGCUGACAAUUUAUUAUCUAAUACUAGUGUUGCAAAUGUUUCAGAAGCUUCAUUAUCACAACCGGUGUUAAAUGAAAAUGAAACCUCAAAUAAUAAUCAACUUAUAACAUAUCUUCACGUCUUACACAAUUCAAGAUGGAUUAAUCAUUUAUCAACCUAA
This is a messenger RNA of Schistosoma margrebowiei, 1446 nucleotides long. Lineage: Eukaryota; Metazoa; Platyhelminthes; Trematoda; Strigeidida; Schistosomatidae. The record is from the annotation of a GenBank genome assembly.